Messenger RNA from Erigeron canadensis, 1552 nucleotides. RefSeq lists its product as uncharacterized. The transcript has 4 exons. The record is from RefSeq and is a predicted model, not a curated record. Lineage: Eukaryota; Viridiplantae; Streptophyta; Magnoliopsida; Asterales; Asteraceae. The coding region runs from base 208 to 1251 and encodes 347 amino acids. Gene Ontology annotation, biological process: multicellular organism development.
AAACCUCACCAUAUCCAAAAAAAUCUUAUUCAUCGUCAAUGCGUUUGUUUCCAAAUUCGUUCUUUCUUAAUGCUUAAACCCUUAAUCUAAGAUUUCCAAGACAUCUCUUUUUAUAUGUAUGGAUUUCUUUCAUAUCUUGAGUGUUCAUAGAUCAAUAGUAUCCAUCUACUACAAGGGAAGUCAGUUUCAAAGAUUGAUUAUCACAAUAUGAUCAUGUUUCCUACUCAAUUAUCAUCAUCCUCAAAGUACAUAAAUAAUGGCGGUUUUUCGGAAGGUGGGUAUGACUGUUUUAUUAGUUUAGGAAAAGGGUUUUCAGAUCUAAUGGCAGAAGAUGAAUCAAGAACCGAAACUAGUAUAAAUAACAACGAAGAAGCUGGAUCAACCGAAAUGAAUACACACGAGGAUUAUGAUCAUGGUACAUGGCUUCAAUUAAGUUUAGGUGGUGGACGCAUGCAGUCCACCACCACCGGUAUUACCACGAGCCAUGGUCCCCAUGUACCGUUGGCUCGUCCUUUAGUUGACCUGGAUUUAUUGCCAGGUGGCGGUGGUGGUAGCUCGUCAAGACAGAUACAGCGACAACUACCACCACCACCCCAGCUUGUUUUUCAAGUACCCGAAUUUCGGGGUCAUUUCCCGACAUCGAAUACUUUCUUUUUGCAUCCGCAACAAGGGGCCGGUUCUAUUAAUUCUGUGCCAACCAUGACUUUACAACAACAGCAACAACAACAACAAGAGAUUAAUUAUAAUUAUUUGCAACUAAUUAGGCCUUUUCCGUCAAACAUGAUGACACAAGUUCUUAACCCUCCGGUUUCUUCUUCCUCUUCUUUAUCGGGUUCAUCGGAGCAACACGGACGUCAUCAGCAUCAUAUUCACCGGCGACUAAAUAUAGCGAGAGUUGUGAACCCGCCAAGAAGACCUCAUUCGGGUGUAUGGUUUAUGCUCCAAGCCUCUCAAAACCAAGCUAAGGAACCAUUUUUGCCACAAAUACCAAAGAGCUAUCUAAGAAUCAAGGACGGAAAGAUGACUGUUGGAUUGUUAAUCAAGUAUCUGGUUAAUAAGCUUGAACUUGGAAGCGAAUCCGAGAUAGAGAUAACAUGUAAAGGACAUCAACUGUUGUCAUUAUCGACGCUACAACAUGUAAGAGAUACGAUAUGGAAUAACCCGAGAAAUGAUGUUGGAUUAACUUUGGUUCCUCAGUCUUCAGCGACUAUCAAUCAUUUGAUGGUGCUAAACUAUGGUAGGAUCGCGUAAAAAAUUCAUAAAGAUGAAGAAAUUUGUUGAUGAAAUUGUUUCCAUCUACUUGACCCGCACGCCUGCCUGCCUGCCUUGGAUGAUCUUAAGUUAAUUAAUGGGAAAUUUUUAUCCCCUUAUGUUAUUGUUUCCCUUCCAACAUAUGUGGGUUUGGGUUAAUUCUUUUGGUUCUUUAAUUGUGACUUAAUUUGAUAUGGAAACAGAAACUAAUUAUUUUGUUUGUGUACAAUCAUUAAUUGUAAUUUAACUUCAGGGUAGAUUACAAUUUACAUGCAAUAGUUAUAUCAUUUCCAGCUUGUAA